Melitaea cinxia (Glanville fritillary) is the source of this 1170-nucleotide messenger RNA. RefSeq lists its product as uncharacterized. NCBI's taxonomy places the organism in Eukaryota, Metazoa, Arthropoda, Insecta, Lepidoptera, Nymphalidae. The transcript is spliced from 5 exons. The record is from RefSeq and is a predicted model, not a curated record. Bases 85 to 399 code for a protein of 104 amino acids.
GGUUCGUCUUCAUUGUCACCUUUGAGUUAGUGAUCGCUGCAGUGCCGUGUUGUGUUCAAGCAAAACCACCAAGGAAAAUAAAACAUGCAGCCCUCAACCAUCAUUGUUCUGGCUUGUCUCGUCGCCCUUGUCGCAGCGAGCGUGCACUACGACCAUCCCGAUGAGAUGAACGUACAAAACGUCCACGAGUCCCUGGUCGACACACCCGUGCACGAGAGGAGUGCGAGAACGAAGAGGGGUCUGCUACUUCUUAAGAAAAAACUUAUCCUUGGUGCUUUAGGUUUGAAAGCAGCGAAGGUAGGCGUUGUCGGUGCAGGUGUUGCAGCGCUCGCGCUGAAGAAGAAACAACAUCAUAGCCACGGGCCUAAAUACGUCGAAGUACACAGCUGGUCCGGUUAAUCUCGAAUAAUUAUUCGACAUUUCGAGUAGAGCAUCAAGGAGCCGUAGUAAUGUUAAGUAUUUUAAGCGUUAAACCAAUGUGUAUUUUUAAUACUGAGUUAGAGGUAGGUCCAACUUUUAAGCUUUAAAUGUGUCUAGGCCAUAAUUAAUUGUAACUAUUAUUCUCCCGAUUGCCAUACACGAAAAUAAGAAAUUUAUCAAAAUCGAUAACAAACAAAGGCAGAAACAUAAAAAUAAUCAUUGGAUUUUUCUUAGUUCCUUUUUUUAACAACAUGCCCUGCAAUUAUGACAGCAUUGUGUGUUCUUUUUUAUAUUUAGAACAGUCUCCAAAUGCAUCAAUAUGAGAAUCAGUAGAUGUUAUUUUGAUAUGUUUUAAUUGAACCUUCAUAUAGUGAAAGAGCAAAAAGUAUAAUUAAAUAAUGUGUAAAGUUUGUAACAAUUAUAUUGUAAUUUUAAUGACUCUUACAGUAAUUCUAUUUACAAGUCAUUCAAUACGUUAUAAUUUCAUACAUGCAACGCAAAAAUAUUAUUAAGGAAAGUGGAAGAGAUGUGUACUCUGAUUGUAAUAAAUAUUUUUAAUAUGUGAAGGUAAAGUUAUUAUUAUACAUUGAUUUACCUGCCUUUGUUUACUUAUAUAUUGUAAUUCUGUAACAAUUUUGAUGUUUAACCAUCAAUAUAAUGUUGUGAUCGCGUUUGUUAUAAUAUUUAUAGCAAAUCAGCAUUCUGUAAAUAAGAUGGUACUGUUGUUUUGAAUAAAUGACUUAUACGUAA